AGUUGCAAACAAUUGUGGUCAGGAUUUCUCCACUCUUGCUUCUGGAAAAAACCACCAUGGCUUCUUCAUCUUCAAUUACUCUCCCAACACUUCAAGGUUCUGUAUUCCGAUCUCAAUUCCUGGGAAAACCCCCCAUCACUCAUCGUCCUCAUAACUCAUCUUUCCCGGUUGCCAAACAGCCUAAAAGAGCCGCCUUUUAUGCCAGGUUUGAUCUAUUUGAAAUCCUGGGAGGCAGGGGACUCUGCAAUGGAGAAAAGGGUAUUGAAGUUGAGCUCAAGAGAAACGUGGACGAUACUUCAUCAGAUGUUACUACAGAUGUUGAAAGCUCUAGCAGCACACCGAUCUCAGUUCCAGACGAUGGCUUCGAGAAGGAGAUGAUGGGGUUGACCGGAGGGUUUCCCGGCGGUGAAAGGGGUCUGAUAAAGUUCAUUGAAGAAAACCCUCCGCCGGCAAAGCAGUCGGUUUCGGAUUCAGUUAGUAUUGGUAGGGCUGCCAAGCCGAAAUCGCCGGAGUUGCCGCUGUUAAUGCCGGGAAUGAUCGCGAUUGUGAAGAACCCGAACAAUCCGUUCUACAUGUAUUGCGGCAUUGUGCAGCGGAUCACUGAUGGGAAAGCUGGGGUUCUUUUCGAAGGCGGAAAUUGGGACAGAUUGGUCACGUUUCGCCUUGAGGAACUUGAACGCAGAGAAAAAGGUCCUCCGAUGAAGAACCCAAAGUCUGUUGUUCUUGAAGAUAUGCUAGAGAAGAAGGAUCCAAACUGAUGAUUCCGUUUGAUUUCGUUUCUGUCUCAAACUCUGUGAUGUAUGAAAUGGUGAGGAAUCAUAACUUGUUAUCACGAGGUUCAUUCAUUGAAGAUUUAGGAGGAUGAAAAAAGAAAAAUCACGACUCACGAGGAGAGCAUACAUCCUUUCUGAUCGUGCCUUACGGCUUAUAUACUGACCUAUAUUAUGUAUGGAGGUAGAAUAUUAACUAUUUGUAGGUCGAUAAAGUAGAUAUGUCACGUUAUCGGUGGCAGAAUUUAUGGAUGAUGAUUGUAUCGAUAGUUAGGGGUCGUUUG
Messenger RNA from Hibiscus syriacus, 1054 nucleotides. Its product is annotated as NAD(P)H-quinone oxidoreductase subunit S, chloroplastic-like. The transcript has 2 exons. NCBI's taxonomy places the organism in Eukaryota, Viridiplantae, Streptophyta, Magnoliopsida, Malvales, Malvaceae. Gene Ontology annotation, biological process: photosynthetic electron transport chain. Bases 57 to 758 code for a protein of 233 amino acids. The record is from RefSeq and is a predicted model, not a curated record.